Molecule: messenger RNA, 1915 nt
Organism: Cryptomeria japonica (Japanese cedar)
Lineage: Eukaryota; Viridiplantae; Streptophyta; Pinopsida; Cupressales; Cupressaceae
Exons: 5
Coding region: 242-1363 (373 amino acids)
Biological process (GO): endoplasmic reticulum unfolded protein response; protein deubiquitination
Cellular component (GO): cytosol; nucleus
Molecular function (GO): cysteine-type deubiquitinase activity
Source: RefSeq, a predicted model, not a curated record
AGGAAGAAAUGAAAAAAACUCCGCCUGAUUCUCAAAGCUUUCUUCAUGCCUGUGAGGGCCAUUUGUAUUCUAUUAUGUCUCUUCUUCUUCUUCAUCCUAUAAAUACCCCAUCAUUACAGUUGUAUUGCUUGACUAUUUUAUAAAUACAACCAUUUUCUGCCCUUUUUUGGGAUAGAAAUGCAGGGCUUUUUAGUGAUUGCUUGAAAUUUUUGAUGGUAUGUCCUGAAGAGAAAUUUAUAGAAUGGUUUGGGAAAACCACAAGGGAAGAGGGUUUGGAUUGAUUGCAGAAAAUCACAUGCUUGGGAAUGCCUGUUUUCGCCUUCCUAUUCGUAGCAGAACUUCAUUACUACCACUUAAUCUGACAUGUAGUUACAGUCACAGUUACCACGCUCGUAGUUAUUGCUCUGCCAAAGGCAUCGAGAGAGAAUCAAAAACCUUGGUUUUAUUGCCUAAAAAUAAUUUCCAGAAGGGAGGUGUUGGGUAUUCUAAUGACAAGAGCAACGAUGGGUGUUGCCACCUGUCCAAUCCAAGGAGAACCCAGCACCAUUCCAGCUCAUGUCUGCUUGCAGGGAAUGGAAAUGGGUAUGUGGCUGCAUCCAUCUGGCAUGCCCUGCUUCCCUCCUCACAUUUUUCUGAUACCCACAAGAGAAUACCCAAUAGGAUGUGCAAUAGCAAUGGCAGGACAUGUUUUGAAGAGAUGAAAUCCAAGGGUUCUUUUAUUGGGAUAUAUAGGAACUGUGGUGAUUGUGCAAAGAGGCUUUCUUCUUGUUCUGCUUCUGUAGGUGGGGGAUUUUGUGAGGGGUCCUGGAAUGCUUCAUGGGAUGUGAGGCCUGCGAGGUGGCUGCAUGGGAGUCAUUCUGCGUGGCUGCUUUUUGGGGUGUGUGCUUGUUUUUCAAACCUAAAUCCUCCUGUUCAGGCUGAGGCUGAAGCUCUUUUGGUAGAUGAGAAUACUGAUGAUUUGGUGGAUGAUGAUGAUGGGGCAAUCCUUGCUUCUGCUGAUAAGGCCUCCCAUGGAAAGAAAGUUUAUACCGAUUACUCUGUCACGGGUGUACCUGGUGAUGGGAGGUGUUUGUUUCGAGCUGUUGCACAUGGUUCUUGCCUGAGAAAAGGAGAAGCUGCUCCAGACGAGAGCACUCAGAGAAGGCUAGCAGAUGAUUUGCGAGCUAGAGUUGCAGAUGAAUUGGUUAAAAGACGUGAAGAGUAUGAAUGGUGCAUAGAAGGCGACUUUGAUACAUAUGUUGAACAGAUCAAAAAGCCUCACGUUUGGGGUGGAGAACCUGAACUACUUAUGGCUUCGCAUGUUCUCCAAAAUUGUUUUUGUUUUGAAUGGAUGCAGGAUGCCAAUAACUGUGUAUAUGCAUGAGAGGAACUCUGAUGGUCUUAUAGCUAUUGCAGAGUAUGGUCAAGACUAUGGGAAACGAAACCCAAUCAGGGUUUUGUUUACUGGAUAUGGCCAUUAUGAUGCCUUGCAGAUUCAUGAUGAUUGAAUUCGGUCAAGCUCAAUAAAUUUGGAGGGACUAUAGUUCUCAGAUAAUCCAUCUUAAUAAGUCUGAGUUUUCUGAGUAAGAGGACAAGCCCUUUUAACCUAUACACGUAUUAAUUCAUUGUGAAGUUUGAGAAACUUCAUUCAUGUAGCCUCUCACUAGUUUAGAGGCAAAACCCUUUUUGUAGUCUCUAGAUGCCUUCCAAGAUAAGCUGAGAGAAAAGCAUAGUUCAAAUUAAAUCAUUUUAGGAAUAGUUAGAAUUUUUUAGUCCCAGUAGUUAAUAAAUCUUUUGCAGAAUAGACUUGUCUAUCAGAAGCAAGCUAAUGUAUACCUAUUUUCCGUUGUGUUUUUAAUUGUAUUCCAUUUCCCAAAUUUUAUGUUGGCUGAAGGAAGACUCCUAUUAAACAAGGCCUAUCCCAAUUUGAAAUCCA